Molecule: messenger RNA, 7869 nt
Organism: Anopheles stephensi (Asian malaria mosquito)
Lineage: Eukaryota; Metazoa; Arthropoda; Insecta; Diptera; Culicidae
Exons: 4
Coding region: 3962-4891 (309 amino acids)
Molecular function (GO): nucleic acid binding; RNA-DNA hybrid ribonuclease activity
Source: RefSeq, a predicted model, not a curated record
AAAAACAGCAAUUCCAACAAUUAUCGUCCUCCACUAUGGCAAUUAAAUUAAUAAGUAAGUUAACAGCAAAACGGACGGCCGUGAUUAUUAAUAAAAAGCAAAGAGUUUACAUGCAACGCAUAUGUUAAAUUGCUUUGCGUUUUGCAGGUAAUUCCUUGCUGACAAUACAUCGAUGACAAUGCAAUGCAAAACUGAAAAUAAAAAAAGGGCAGGUAGCUUAUAUCUGUUACAUAUUUUUUUAGACAUGGAAAAUAAUGCAAAAAAAAUCUGUACACUGAAUUGACCCGCAUCCCAUCCGUGCAGCAUAGCACUUUUGGCUCGAAGGGAUCAACUGAAUACAUAUGAAUUGAGGGUGAUGCCAAAUGACGCGAUAGCAGCGUAGACUUCUGCGAACAUGAUUCCACGGCCAUCUUCCUAACAGAAAGGACGCCAAACCCCCAAAUCAUUACCAACGAAUAAUUUAAAGUGACUACCGACCAAAAGGACAGAAAGGAAACGAAGAAACAUAUAUGAUAGUGGAAAGCACAACACAAGGGAAAACGCUAGCUACCUACAAUCCUUUCCUGUUUGCGAAAGCAUCGGAAAUGGCAAUUGGCGGCAAACCUUUACAAACGACUCUCCUUAGAGACGGAAGGAUCUUAAUGAAAGUUAAAAGCAGUUCAGAAGCACAAAAACUACAUAGGAUCAACUUGAACCAUGGUGAAAGUCAAAUAAGUGUAAAAAUAUACGAACACGAAACCCUUAACUCAUCAAAAGGCAUAAUUAUAUGCGAUGCUUUUAAACACCUAUCACAAGCAGAGAUAUAAGAAGGUUUAAAGGACCAAAAGGUUACUGAAGUAACUAUAAUGAAGCGAAAAAAAUUUAACGGGGAAAUAGUAAACACCAGAACAGCGAUUGUGACCUUCAAAACAACAAACCCCCCUAGAGCUAUUGAUAUUGGUUACUACCGCGAAAGAGUCGAGCAAUAUAUCCCAAUGCCAAUGCGUUGUAUGAACUGCAUGAAAUUCGGACAUACAAAAAAGAGAUGCAACCGCGAAAAAAUAUGUGCUAAAUGUGGAGAAUCAUACCACGAGGAAUGCCAUAACACGGUCAAAUGCUCACAAUGUGGAGAAGAACACUCGGCCUUAGAUAAGAAAUGCCCUAUAUUCAUCGACGAAUAUGAAAUUAAAAAAAUUCAAACAAUUAACAGAAUCACAAUGCGAGAGGCAAGACAAAUUAGACGAGAAACCACACCAAUGAUACCAAGAAAAUAUACGAACAGACAAUACGCCAGUGUAACAAAAGACAACUCACAAAAUAACAACAAUACAAGAAACACAGAAAAAAAACAUAACAUAACACAAAGAACACAAACAAAACAGAAAGUAAUUACACUGAAUCCCUAACAUCAAUGGAUAAAAUGUAUUCCAGCGACACAGAAAUUACGAUAAGCGACCCAGAAAUUUUUCAUAGCCCAGAAGACAAAAGAUAUAAUCUGGAACUAUCCCCAUAAUAGAAAAAAAGAAAAAAAAACAACUUAUAUAAAAAAAGGAAACAAAAAAAACCAACCAAAAACCCACAUUAGAUAAAUUUCACACAAACAUAUCCUACUAGCAAGCCUUAAGGAAUUAAUUGAUUAAACUUAGUUUUUUCAAUCGUUAAUUAAUUUAUACAUCUUCUAUUAUUCACUUAUUUAUUUAUUUAUAUAGUUAUUUAAGUGCUAAAUUUUUUAAUUCACCUUAAUACACAAACACCACACAUACACCACACACACAAGCACAUAAAAAAAACAUCACAAUGAACAAAAUAAAAAUCAUUCAAACAAACAUUCAAAAUUUAAAGAAAAACAAGGAGGAAUUAAACCAUCUUUUACGAAACGAAGACUUCCAAAUAGCCUGCCUCCAAGAAACAUGGCUUAAAUCUGACCAAAAACUGAAAAUCCCAGGUUUUAACAUAAUCAGAAAUGAUAGAGAAGAUGGUUAUGGAGGAAGCUGUAUCAUCCUAAAAAAACAAAUAAAAUAUAUAAUUCAAAAAAUCGAAGACAUUACAGAAAACAUACAAACAACCACCAUAAAAUUGACAAAUAAAAACCUCACAAUUAUCAACAUCUAUAUAGCUUCUCAAGCAAACACAACACAAAUAAAAAACACACUUAACAAAAUAACACACCACACCAGAACACAACACAAAACAAUUAUCACAGGGGAUUUCAACUCCCACCACACAUAUUGGGUAGACGACAUAACAGACAGAAAAGGAGAAACGAUCAUAGAAGAAUUUCAAAACUCGAACUUCUUUGUAAUACCAAACGAUACAUACACACACACCAACAGACACAAACAAAAGACAAACCUCAAUAGAUUUAACCAUCACAACAAACGAUAUAUAUAAUCACAUAAAACGAAACAUAAGAAAGCAACACAUAGGAGGAAGCAGUCACAAAAUAAUAGAAAUAAUACUAGACAAAACCCAAACAAGACAAAACCGAACAGGCUACAACAAACAAAACAUAAUUGAGGAUAUACAAAAAAUAGAUAGCCAACAAAUCCAUACAAUAAAACAGCUUUCCAACAAAAUAAAAAAGAUAAUAGCAAAUAAUAAACAUAACUCCACUCAUAAACUCAAAUCCUGGUGGAACGACGAAACGAAAAACGCGCUAAAUAAUAGAAACAAAGCAAGGAAAACUUUUAACCAAAACAGAACCAUAGAAAACGCCAUAGAAGUAAGAAAACAAACAGCAAUUCUGAAACAAAAAAUUAAAAACAAAAGGAAACCAACUGGAAAACCACCAUAGAAGGAAUUAAUGGAAAAACUGACACCAAAGAGCUAUGGAAUCUAGUAGGAAAAAUUAAUAACAACCAUAACACAAACAACAACAACAAAGAAUCAAACAUAAUUCAUAAUGAAAUAAGCAAGGCCAAAGAAUUUCUGAAACUAAAUUUCAUAGACAACAAAAACGCAAGAAUCACUAUCAACAUCAACCUAGAAUCACAAAACCACACAGAACUGAUUAACGAAAACCUAUGGGAACACAUCCUAUCAAAAAAAAAACAAAACACAGCCCCAGGACCAGAUAACAUCACCUACAACAUGCUUAAAAACAUAAACUCGAAAACACUAGAAAAAAUCCUCAUAGAAGGAAACGAGAUGUGGUACAAGGGUAUCAUUAAAAAACAUCUAAAACACUUAAAGAUCAUAGCCAUAUGUAAACCUAACAAAGACAACAACACCAUAGAAAACUACCGCCAAAAAUCCUUAAUACCUACAUACACAAAAAUCUUGAAUUCUGCGGUAAUCCUGAAAAUGAACAAAUUCAUAGAAAACAACAAUAUACUCCCGGAUUUAUCUUUUGGUUUUAGAAACAAAAGAACCAUUAACCAAGCAAUCAACUACAUAACUAAUCGAAUAUACCACAACAACAGAAUGAGCACCAAAACAGGAAUAAUAUUCAUAGACCUAGAAAAAGCCUACAAUAACGUAAAAACAAAAAUAUUACUAGAAAAAAUGAUAACAACACAAAUACCUCAACAAAUAACCAAAUGGAUAAAAGCCUUUCUGACAAAUAGAACAAUAGAAAUAGAAUCUGACAAUAGAAAAAUAACAAAACUAGUAACAGACGGAUUACCACAAGGAGAUGUAAUGUCUCCUACACUUUUCAAUUUCUACACAAAAGACCUCCACAAAAAAAUUCACAACAAUAACACAACACUAAUACAAUACGCCGAUGACUUCGCUAUCCUAGGAAACGGAAAAACACAACAAGAACUAGAAAUAAACCUACAAACUGCCUUAAAUUUAUUCACAGAAGAAAUCACAGAAGAAACGUAAACAAGAUCAUUCUAAUCAUAGGAAAUAACCCGAUUGAAGAAGUUACAAAAUAUAAAUACCUAGGAACUAUCAUAGACAGAAAAUUAACAUUCAAACACCACAUAGAACACCUGAAAAACAAAGCAAACAUUAGACUAAACCUAAUCAAAAUAUUAUGCCACAAAAAAAAAACAACAUAUACCCACACAAAGCAUUAACCAUAUACAGAGCUAACAAAAGAAACAUACUAGAAUUGGGAACAUCUUUCACAAAUAACAGUAACAAAAGAAACCAAAACUCUUUAACCACAAUUAUAAACCAAGCCUUAAGGAAAGCAACAGGUUGCACAAAAACCACACCACUAAAUACACUACACGCCCUGGCAUCGGAGGUACCGUUCAAAAUAAGGAACUAUUUUACUACAAGAAAAGAACUCACAAAAGACAUAGUUUUCUCUAGACCAAUAAGAAAUCAAUUAAUGAAACAUUAUAAAACUAACUACAAAAAAAGAAAAAAAUCAUAUCAGGAAACUUUGUUCGAAAAAGACUUAAGAAUAUACAAAAAUCUAUGGUUAGCCAGACACAACAACAUUAAAGUAAAAAUACCAAUAGAUACAUCCCUAACCAAUGAAAUACCAAAAAAAACUAAUACAAACAAAGAAAUUAUGAAACAAAUAACAAUAGAAAAAAUCAAACAAUGGGACCAAAAUAGACCCACCAUAUACACAGAUGGAAGCAUAAUUAACGACAAAGCCGGUAUAGGAAUUUAUAUUAAAUCAAAAAAUACUCACUCAUACUACGAAUACAAUAUAAAGAAUUACGCAUCCAUAACAACAACUGAAAUCAUAGCUUUACACGAAACCCUGAAAAAGGCAGACGAAAUGAAUUUACACCAACCUAUCAUAUUCACAGACAGCCUCACCGCAUGCAAAAUAAUAGAGAAAGCUCAAUCACAAUUAUUCAUUGAAGAAAUCAUAUACGAAAUAAUAAGACUAGGUAUAAAAACAAAAUUGAACAUUACAUGGAUACCGUCACACAUUGUAAAAGGGGAAACGAUAUUACAGACGAUCUCGCGAAAAGAGGCACAAUAUCCCAAAAUCAAAUAGGAAACAAAUACAGACACAUAGAUAUUAUUAAAAUAUUCGAACAGGAAAUGAAAGAUCAAACAUGCGCAUGGUACAGGACAAGCAUAACCACCAGAGGAAAAUUUUUUGCAGAAUUUCAAAAAGAAUUCAAAUUUGAAACUUGGUACAAACACACUAACCUAACAGCCAAGGAAACAAACAUAGCAAACAGAAUCAUCUCAGGACAUGAUUUUUCAGAACAUUGGCUACACAUAAUGAAAAUAGUCGAAAAUGGAACCUGCGACACCUGCAAUGUACCCAACACUGGUUGGCACAAGAUCUUCAUAUGCCCGAAUUUCAAUAGAACUAAUGACAUAACCAAAGAAAACCUAAUUAAAAAUUGGCAAGCACCCUCCGGAAACACUAUAAAAAAAAAUCGAACACCUGAAAAAAUACAAAAUAGAAAUAUAAGAAAAAAAAAUAACACAAUCCGGAAAAACAAUAACAUAGAUACUCGCGCGCUAUAUCAAUACGCAAAAAUAGGACACAUAGGUGCUCCUUCCCAAGCGAACGAUUUCGUUGCUUUUUGGAACGUUUUUUGACUAAGAUUUGACCGUCCAAACACGGUCAAAAAACAUUAAAAAUAGCAGACGGAUUUGACCAUUUGCUCUUCACAGGCUCUCACUCUCUUUUCCUUUGCAAAAAAAUGGUCAAAAAACGGUUACUUUAUUGACUGUAUUUGCAUGGGAGACGAACAGGCAUAUACAAGCAAAAAAAAGUAUAUAUGGUGUUUUCUUGUUUGGCUUGGUUUUGCUUUGUCGCCAACGUGUUUUUUUGGUGGUAUUUAUUUCAUGUUCGCUCUUGUUCCUUCACACGUGUAUGUUUUUGUCGCUUUCUUCUAUGUGUAGGAUGGACGAUUGCACCAGAGGAUUGUGCGAAUUAGUUUGCGCGGGUUUUGAUCCAGGCGAGUGCAGACGCUUUUUUUUACAGGAGCUGUAGUAAAUAGGUAAGUAAGAACGGGAAUAGAACUUGGUUAUGAUCGGAUUUACCUUGUUUGUUUGAUGUGUUUACGAUUUGAACCACCGAGGCUGUGUCGUAUGUGAUUGUUAUGAGAUAGGUUUUGUUCUAAGCUAUGCAUGUUGAGAAUUAUACCGUAUGUGUACCGUGUCUGUGAAAAGACGAUACAAUUUAAUGGAAAAAGCUUGCCAACUAUGCAUACCGUUUUGACAAUUUGUUUGUAGGAACCGAUAAUGCAAAUUAUUUUGCAUUAACAAAUAAGCGUUUCUUUGUUUGAUGUUUUAAAAGUAAUCGGGAAUCAUGUCUUAAGAAAAAAAUUAGCAAUUAUAUUCAGUUACGCUCUAUUUAUUUUUUUAUUUUGCAUUGUCCUGUAUCAUUGGGACAUGUUUAAACGUGCACGCACAGCACAACUUGCUGCAAUUCGCGCGACAUGCCUCCAGAACGGAAAGUAGAGUAAACAUUUACAGCGUUUAACUUGUUAAAUAUUUACUUUCUUACAAAAGCAGGCUCAGUUUUAGUAAAGUUAUCUCUUAAUUUGUAAUUUGAUAUGCAUGUAUAUAUAAAAAAUACGGUUGUUAUGGCUUAUGUAUAUAUUCAACAGCAAAAGUUCCUCUUCUCAUCUCAUUCCUCUUUUAAACACUCAAUCCACCCAACCGCAUGGAAAUUUCCAUAGAGUUCUUCUCGCUUUCCUCGGUUCCACUUACUCCUUCAUAACAUCCGAUCUGCAAAUAUCCUUACCCUGACCUCACGCAUGUAGGAAGACCGGAUGCAAGGAAGAACAAAAGAUUACCCUGGCCGAUCGUAACAAAUUCGCGAGUAUUGGGUUGUGUACGCAUCGGUCAGGGUGCAUAACUACUCAUGCUGACUCUCCUUCGCAUUGCGGACUCCUUCGCACUGCUUAAAAAUUUCGCUAUUCCAAAAAGGAUAUAAAAAGGGGUUGCAACCCUAAUUAACGAGAGUUGUCUUAAAACCUUCGUACACAAGAGUUGUUGUAACCAUCGGAAAGUUCAGUUGCUAACCUAAGCUAUCAGUUACGCGUCACACAAGCAAAUAAAGUGUUAUAGUGAAAACCAAUUCAGAUUGCUUCAAUCAUUGUGCAAACUUUGCAAAGGAUUCGAAAUGGAAACGACAAAUAAGGAGGACAUGUGGUGUGAGGACACCUACGAAGAAGUUGGUACAAACCAACUUCCAACCAUUCAGUUUCCAAAUAUUCCAAACCUCCAAAUAAUCAAAAUAAUAGGGGAACCACAGCUCAAUUCCACGAACAAUAAUAAUAACCUUGCAGUCGACAUGCAACCAUGUAAUUCUUCUUGUCAUGCCAACACCGAGAAAUGCGCGGAUCGAGCAAUCCAACCAGAUGAAAUUUGCGGCAAUGAACAAACUAACAAAAGAGCAAAAUUGUCUUCAGAAGCAGAGAUUGCGGAGCUUAGAGCCAAAGUGGAUCGGUUAGAGAAAGAAAAUAAGUAUUUAAAGGAUCUUAUAGACAACAAACUUGAUAUACUUAUUAGAAAUUCAGCCCGGCAUCGAGAAGCCGUAGAGGAGUUAGUCGCUGUAAGUUGUCCUAGGCAAGGUCUACUUUCUAGGGACGAAUUUGAGCUAACCAAGCUUAAUACAAAAGAAGAAUUAGAUACCUUUGAGCAAUCGAUUAGCACUGACCCAUCAUUUAAAGAAAAUGUAGUUAGGUAUUUGCAGAGGCAAAUAACAGUCGCAGAUGUAGACAGUCGAUUACAUGAAGCGCUUGAUUUACUUUUUAAUCGACCAUUUUUUGCCACAAUCAGUUGGACUGGAAAAAGUAAGCCAGGAUCAACGAAGAUAGAGUUCAGGAAGUGUGAAGGCAUACUUCUUCUGUUAAAAGAAAUAGGAAGUAAUGCGAGAGUUUUAGCAACUCCCAAAUACGUUGCAGAUUUUAUAAAAAUUCGUCUUAAGCACGCUCCGUCUCGAGCUAACCUUUCUCCUACCAAACACACUUCUCUUCAUAAAAAAAGAAAUUAAUUCAUUAAUCA